Molecule: messenger RNA, 843 nt
Organism: Dictyostelium discoideum AX4
Lineage: Eukaryota; Evosea; Eumycetozoa; Dictyosteliales; Dictyosteliaceae
Exons: 1
Coding region: 1-843 (280 amino acids)
Source: RefSeq, a predicted model, not a curated record
AUGAAUUUUGAAAUUAUAAAUGAUUUUACUCGAAAUAAUAUAGAAUUUAAUUUUAAAGAAUAUUAUCAAUUAUUAAAAUUAAAAGAAGAAAAUUGGAGAAAUUAUAAUCAAUUGUAUCCAUUUCCAAAUGAAAUAAUAAUUUCAAUAUUAUUUUCAUUAGCUAGAAAGUACAAAAUAUGUACAAAGAAUGUUCAUUAUUCAAUUUGUUUAAUUCAAAGGUAUUUGGGUUUAUUUGAAUUUAAUAAAAAGAAUCAAUCACCUAAUAAAUUAUCUUCAUCAUCUUCAUCUUCUACUUUAUCAUCCACUUCCUCUUCAUCAUCUUUAAAAGAAUUAAAUGAAUUUCAAAUUUCAAUAUGUGCAUUAAAUAUAUCAUGUAAAUUAAAUCAAGUUUAUUGGUGUAAAACAUUUGAAUUUAAAUCAAUAAUAAAUAGUUACUUUGAAAAAGAUGAUUAUUUAAGAGUUGAAAUUGAAUUUUUAAGUAUCAUAAGAUUUCAUAUUACUAUUCCAUUAAUUAGUGAUUUCGUUGGUAUUAUCAUUGAUGGUUUCUAUCUCUCAAAGAAUCAAGAAGAUACAUAUAAGUCAAUAAUUGAUUUCAUUUAUUUUAAACCAAAUGAAUUCCUUUGUAAACAAUCUUUCACUCUAUUGGCAUUAUCUGUUUUAUGUAUUACAUUUUCAAUUCAUGACCCAACUUCAUUAAACUUUUAUAUAAAAUGGGCUUCAAAUAUUUCAAAUUAUACAUUUCAAUCAUUACAAUUACAAAUUAAUAAUAUUAUUAAAAUUGUAUUUAAUAAUAAAAUGACAUUAAAAGUAUUUAAUGAACAAAUUUGGGGAAAUAAAAAAUAA